AUGUCAUCAGUUAAACUCCCAUUGAAGCUCCAUUUGCUCUUUUCACUUGACUACUUCCUCACAAAGGCCUGUCGCCGCUCAAAUGGCACCGUGAACCGCCGUCUCCAUAACCUCUUCGACCUCAAAACCUCUCCCUCCAAAACCCCACGAAAAGGGGUCUCAACCUCCGACACCAUCAUCAACUCCUCCACCAAUCUCUGGUUCCGCCUCUACACACCUCACUCCACUAAUAACGAAGAAAAAAGAAACUUGCCAAUAAUCAUUUACUUCCAUGGAGGUGGCUUCGCGUUCUUUUCCGCCAGUUCCAUUGUCUACGACAUCUGGUGCCGACGGCUUUCCAAUGAACUACAGGCUGUGAUUUUCUCAGUGAACUAUUGUCUCGCGCCUGAGCAUAAGUUUCCAAGCCAAUACGAGGACGGAUUCGAAGCUUUGAAGUUCUUGGAUGAAAAUUUUGAUAGACUUUCGAUAAAUGCUAAUUCAGGAUUGUGUUUUCUUGCUGGAGAUAGCGCAGGUGGGAACUUAGCGCAUCACGUUUCUGUAAAAGCUGGAGAGCUUACAUUUUCUAAGUUGAAAAUCAUUGGACUCAUAGCAAUACAACCGUUUUUUGGAGGAGAAGAGAGGACAGAAGCGGAUUUUCUCCAUAGUAAGGCUCCGAUUAUGACAUUGCACUUCACGGAUUGGUAUUGGAAGAUGUUUUUUCCAGAUGGGUCAGAUCGAGACCACCCGGCAGCUAAUGUGUUUGGAUACAAAUCAUCUACUGAUAUUUCUCAGGUUGAGUUUCCGGAAACUUUGCUUUUGACAGGAGGGUUUGAUAUGUUGAAAAAUUGGCAAAGAAGGUACUAUGAGGGGUUGAAGAAAGCAGGAAAAAAAGUGAAUUUGGUGGAGUAUCCGAAAGCAUUUCAUGGAUCUUAUAUUUUUAAGGAGUUUCCUGGAUACCCUUUGUUUAUAAAAGAUAUUAGAGAGUUUCUGGAAAAACAAACAAAAAAAAAAUUAUCAGAAAUGUGGUUAGAUUAA
Pistacia vera is the source of this 1014-nucleotide messenger RNA. Its product is annotated as probable carboxylesterase 18. The coding region runs from base 1 to 1014 and encodes 337 amino acids. Lineage: Eukaryota; Viridiplantae; Streptophyta; Magnoliopsida; Sapindales; Anacardiaceae. The transcript has a single exon. Gene Ontology annotation, biological process: pollen tube growth. Gene Ontology annotation, molecular function: carboxylic ester hydrolase activity. The record is from RefSeq and is a predicted model, not a curated record.